AUGUUUAAUCUGCGACACUUAGAAAGAUUUGUAGAAAUGCCCAUUGGUAAAAUAGAAUGGGACCCCAUUGAAGACUCCAAACUAAUUCAAACAAGUGAGCCACUCUUCCCAUCUAAGAAAAGAGUGAACUUAUUUGAACUGGAAAUGAACAACAGCUUAUGUAAGUUUGAGACUACAUGGGAGAAAUAAUUCAAAAUAUGCCAAGUAUAUCCAACUAUAUUUAGAAUAAAUUACA
Messenger RNA from Nematocida parisii ERTm1, 235 nucleotides. RefSeq lists its product as uncharacterized. The transcript has a single exon. NCBI's taxonomy places the organism in Eukaryota, Fungi, Microsporidia. Bases 1 to 189 code for a protein of 62 amino acids. The record is from RefSeq and is a predicted model, not a curated record.